GAAGCACAACGCCCUGCCCAAAUUAAGCAAUGUAUUCAGCACGAGCACUCGCCUGCCUUUUUCUACCUAGCAACAUUUUACGUAUUUCCAACCAUGCAGAUUAACAUUGCCUUUGCCGCUUGCAUUGUCGCCGCCGCUGCCACUACUGUUGCCGCCCAAGACACCUUGACCUCGACCACCUCGACCACCACUCCCGCCGGAGUUAACUAUACUCCUGGCGGUAUUGACACUGGCAGCAUGGCUCCCCCGUCUUUCUCGCCGCUGGCCAACGUCAACAGCCACUUGGCGCGCAUGGUCUCGUUCCUCGACAUGUCCCGCAUAUCCAAUGUCGAGACCACGUCCCCGGUGAUGCUCACCACUGUGUUUGACCCGGCAAUCAACAAGUUCACGCACCUGACGCUCAACGUCAUGCAGACGAGCAACGGCGCUUACUACCUGCCCGUGUGCGCUGUGGACUCGAUUACCGCUGCUGGCCCCGACCAGGUUGCGUCGACCGACAGCUGCCAGUUUGGCAUCCAGAUGUCCUCUGUUCCAGCCAAUGUUGUGCGCACAAAGCUCGGCGCGGUGCAAAGCCUGUUCCGCGCAAUCAGAAGCGCUGCAAGCCACCCGGUGUUCAAUAUCGGUGGAUUUUAAUCACCAGCACGACCAGCCCCCAGUCUGGUGCUAGCGCUGGCAUGCAGGCCAUGUAACACUGGCAUAUGUGUAGUAUAAUUUUUCUGUUUGCUUGCUUUUUUCAAUAUGAACAAAACAGAAAAUGUUG
This is a messenger RNA of Kickxella alabastrina, 760 nucleotides long. RefSeq lists its product as uncharacterized. The annotation marks the transcript as partial. The record is from RefSeq and is a predicted model, not a curated record. Lineage: Eukaryota; Fungi; Kickxellomycota; Kickxellomycetes; Kickxellales; Kickxellaceae. The transcript has a single exon.